Postia placenta MAD-698-R-SB12 is the source of this 207-nucleotide messenger RNA. RefSeq lists its product as hypothetical. Lineage: Eukaryota; Fungi; Basidiomycota; Agaricomycetes; Polyporales; Adustoporiaceae. The transcript has 2 exons. The annotation marks the transcript as partial. The record is from RefSeq and is a predicted model, not a curated record.
GACCCGCGUGGUCAGGAACGAGCUCGCAAGCUCGGGCGCGCGAGUAGCCGGGGGCCGGAGGCCCCUAUCGUAGUAUAUAACGACCCCGCGCGAUCUCGUGGACAAACGCGCUCGCCGCGCCGUCGCACCGGUUGUUCCAACACACCGCCCACCACAGGCUCACUAUUUGGCACCCGAGCACCACGCGCAGAUCCAUUGUCUGUGUAA